AUGUCCAUGAGCAUCCAGCAUGGACCUAUCACAGCUAUCCUGCAUCCCUGGAUGAGACCAUCACGUAGCACAACUGACGUGAUCUAUGCUGCCCGCCAGAUCCAGGAAAAUUACGAAGAACAUCGUCAUUACCUGUACAUGGCCUUCAUCGACUUUAAUAAUGCCUUCGACCCGGUCAACAUGAAAGGCCUCUGGUGGACCCUCAGCCAUUUUUGCUCUCCACCAAAAUUCAUGAUCAUUGUGAGGCAUCACCAUGAUGGCAUGAAAGGCAGUGUCCUGCACAAUGAAGGUCCGCCCAGUGCACCGGAGCUUGCCCGUCAUGAAGUAGCUUCCGUCAUCAGGCAGAUGAAAGAAAAGAAAAACACAGGACCUGAUCGCCAAUUAUUCACUGGCGACGACUGUGGCAUGCCCCAUUUCCUCACCUCCCUGGCUAAGAGUGGUGAAUCUCGUGCCAGCGACAUGUAUCUACUAAAUACGCCUAAGUCCAAAACCUCACAACAGUCCAACAGCUUCAAAACAAUCCUUAUAUCUCUCUACCUCAGCCACUGA
This is a messenger RNA of Homarus americanus (American lobster), 549 nucleotides long. RefSeq lists its product as uncharacterized. Lineage: Eukaryota; Metazoa; Arthropoda; Malacostraca; Decapoda; Nephropidae. The record is from RefSeq and is a predicted model, not a curated record. Bases 1 to 549 code for a protein of 182 amino acids. The transcript is spliced from 4 exons.